AUGGUUCGACAGACUGUUCAUCUGUGUUCGUCUUGUACAGCAGGGAGCAGAGGAGACAAGGUGGAAGCGCCAGGCGACGCAGGUCACUCUGGCGAGCUGGUAACUCACUUCUCUAAAGUCCCCAUGUCUCGCAUGUUUUGCACUAUCCAAUUCCUGCUGCUGCCCAAAAUCCCUAUGCUUGUUGUACUGAUGAAGAAGAGUAAUGUGAGACAUCAUGGUGAUCUGGUAAUACGUAAGGAUUAUGCACACAACUACUUGCCAUGCAAAGCUACAAAUAUCAUACUCCAGGUGCCUAGGAAGAACAAGGUUUGGGAGUGCAAGUUCCAUAUCAGGCCAUCUGGCUCGACUGAUGCUGGUCGGCGCAACCUUUCUUUGGGCGACUUUGUUGGUGACAAUCUCAUUAGGGAGGGAGAUAUCUGCCUCUUUGAACCAAUGACAAAUGCUAAGCAGAAAAGAUUCACAAUGACAGUCCACAUCCUUGGCAAAUUGAGUAGUGGUCAUUCCACUGGAAGAACAACUGACAUUGGCUCUAAUCGUGGAAGGAGAAGCACCAAGAUGGGCGGUGUUAAGACCAAACCACCUAUCAAUGGUGAGGAGUACUCUUCACAACAUGAAGAGUGUGGUGUAUCUGAUAAUUCUGAAGAAUGUUCUGAGCCUCCCUUCAUGUUGCCUCACAGAUCUUGUCUAACACCAGCACAGGAGAACAAAGUACUGGAGAAAAUUAAAGACAUUGAAUCAGACUCAGAAUUGCCCUUUUAUGUUGCUAUCAUGGGCAAGAUCAAUGUAUGUCGGGGUAGCAGCCAUUACAUUAACCCUCCCAUCCUGAACUUUGGGUUUCGGUAUGCGGCUAGGUAUCUUGGUGAGAAGUUUGCUGCUGGCCAUGGUGGCAAGUGUAAUGCAAUCAACUUAGUACUUCAGCGGGAGGGGAAGAGCAGACCAUGGCCUAUCAAGCUGCGAUAUACACAUGUCAUGCGAGCCUCGAGCCAGCAGAUGAGGGUUAUCAAAGGAUGGCCGUCUUUCGCCCGCGACAACCGCCUGCGGGAGGGGGACAUCUGCCUCUUCAAGCUGAUGGAGAACAAGCAGGAGUUGACGAUGAUGGUCUACAUCAUUCGCCGUGAGAAAUGUUAG
This is a messenger RNA of Triticum aestivum (bread wheat), 1128 nucleotides long. RefSeq names its product B3 domain-containing protein Os03g0619600-like. The record is from RefSeq and is a predicted model, not a curated record. Lineage: Eukaryota; Viridiplantae; Streptophyta; Magnoliopsida; Poales; Poaceae. The coding region runs from base 1 to 1128 and encodes 375 amino acids. Gene Ontology annotation, molecular function: DNA binding. The transcript is spliced from 4 exons.